Durusdinium trenchii is the source of this 2526-nucleotide messenger RNA. Lineage: Eukaryota; Dinophyceae; Suessiales; Symbiodiniaceae. The record is from the annotation of a GenBank genome assembly.
AUGGCUGACCGGUCCAUGGGCCACGAAAAUGCGGAGAUGGCACAGGCAGUUGCUGCAGCAUUGCAUGCAGCUGGAGCACGUCGGAUGAAAGCGAAGGCAGCAUCCAUGGCAGCCCAACCUCCGGAAUUGCUCGUUCAACCGAAGAGAAAGAAAGAGGUGAUCGUGAAGGAUGCCAACCCUACUGGUGAAAAGGUGACGCCAGAUCCAAAGCUUCAAAAGACAGAGACAUCGGAGACACUGUCAAGUUCGGUGUCAAAGUCCAGCGACGAGACACUGGUGCAGAAUCUCAUGGACCGUUUGGACGCUGUUGCAGGUGAAAUAGUCGAGGUCCAUGACACCCAGGAUGCAUUGGACCCUACACUCGUGCUGGACAGCCAGCCUGACCCUCUGGAUAGCUUUUGGAAUUCUACUGAGGCGCCCGAGUCUUUGAGCACGUUAAAGUCGACGGAAUCGACCUUGACCUUGCCCUACUCACCUGGAACUAUGGACGGCAUUGCUGCUAGCAUGAUGACUACGGAAGCGCAGAAGGCAGUGCUGGCAUCUGUACUGACAGAGCAGGCGCUGCCUGCCAGUUGCCUCCACCGUUCAGUUCCCCUUGCAACCCCUUCAGAGCCCCUGGCGCAAACAGCAGCAAAACCCACAGAAGGUGAGGUGAUUCCAGUUGCGACGCCAACCCGUGCGAUGAUCGAGUACUGGGCACGGUUUCGAGUUGAGAAGAAACAUGUGACCCCGGCGGCUGUGUUGAACACCCCAUCACCAGGAAGCCAGCCUCACCAACACCCAACCCAAGUUUCCCAACAGGGGACAUCACUUCAAGCCGGCCCUGGACUGCAGACAACCCCAGCUCCAACGCCAGCGCCUGACGCCCUGCAGGAGACAUCUGUUGACCCAGUCCGGCCGCCAGCAGCAGACAUUGCAAUGGAGUCUCAGCCAACCCUGACCCCGUCACCCCAGCCUUUCGACCCAAUUCCAGCAUCAGCAGCAGACAUUGCCCAGCCAACAGGCAUCCCACCUCCAGCGCCAGCAGCAGACAUUGCAAUGGAGCCUCACCCAACCCUGCCAGGCACACAGAGGACAUCCCAGCCUCAUGACCCAACCCCAGCGGCAGACAUUGCCCAGCCAACAGGCAUCCCAACUCCAGUGCCAGCAGCAGAGCCUCAGCCAACCCUGGCAGGCCAGCGCAGGACAUCCCAGCCUCAUGACCCAACCCCAGCGCCAACAGGCAUCCCAGCUCCAGCGCCAGCAGCAGAGCCUCAGCCAACCCUGGCAGGCCAGCAGGGGACAUCCCAGCCUCAUGAAGCGUCAGCAGCAGACAUUGCCCACCCAACAGGCAUCCCAGCUCCAGUGCCAGGAGCAGACAUUGCAAUGGAGAUUCAGCCAACCCUGGCAGGCACGCAGGGGUCAUCGCAGCCUGAUGACACCAUCCCAACGUCAGCAGCAGACAUUGCCCAGCCAAGAGGCAUUCCACCUCCAGCACCAGCAGCAGACAUUGCAAUGGAGCCUCAGCCAACCCUGCAGGGGACACCAUCCCAGCCUGAUGACCCAGUCCCAGCAGGGGACAGCACCAUGAAGCCAGUCCCAGCCCCAGCCGCAAACAUUGCGCCACUCCAGCAGCAGGAGACAGCCCAGACACUGCAGUCAGCAACUUCUGCAAGCAGUCCAGCCCAAGCUCCAGCCCCACCUGACCACUCACUGCAAACACCAGUUCAGCCAGCAGCCGCUGCACCAGUGACGGAUUUGGUCAAUGCAGCUCUUACGACACCGGCUCCGGCACCCAAGCCUGCUGCAGCUGCAGAUGACCAUGUCAAGCAGCCUGCAACGAACCAGGAGGAGGCUGUUGUGGACUCUAAGAAGGCCGAGCGAUACAGGAAGAUUCGGGCUGCGAAAGCAAAGUUUCACAGGUCUGUGCGCUGUGCGUCCUGCCCGGAACCAGUGAAGGCAAAGUUGCGAGCAAUGGCUGGCAGUAGAGACCAAUUGGAGUGGGACAAGUUCUAUGACGAAUAUGUGAAUUGUGGGGGAAAGUGGGCCAACUCUGAGCUGGUCAUGAACUCUUCUUCGACCUCUUCACACGAGAGACGUGGGAGAUGGAAGACCAUGAGUCGAACCGCACUGCUGGCAAAGUACCAAGAUGAAGUCAUCGUGGAUGAAAUCAUAGCCCGCAAAACUGAGCAGGGUCUGUGGAUUGCAAACGCAGACCUACCAGACAACGAGGCCUUGCGGGAGUAUUGGUGCUGGGAUGGUCUGCAAGAGACAGACCGAAACACAAGGGCAAACACUGUGAGUACGACGUCCACUGGCCACCUUGAUGGAGCCACCGCUGCAAUGUUGCAGAAGCAACCUCUGGCUGCGAAUGAAGUUCGCGGCCAUUUGACAACUGGGGGGGGGGCGUGCUCCUGCGCCUCCUGCAUCCCCAAAGCCGAAACCAAAGCCAAAGCCUGCCCCCAGAGACCCCAAGGUCCCCAAGGCAAAGACUGCUACCCAGCAGGCAAACAAGGCGAUGAAGGAUGCAUCGGAUGCGAUCCUUGA